AUGCAACGCAACUAUUCUCAAGGCACUUUCGGUUGGGCGUUGGUUGAUCUACUGAGGACAACCCCGGAUUUCAUGGGCACCGCCAUGAAUUUUGACCCUCUCGUCAUCUAUGCGGCGGGAAUGAAACCACGACACGUAGAUCUCCACUAUGUGCUUGGAUUGAAAUUUUGCUCCCCUAUUGUCCGCGAACGGAACGUCUUGCGGAAGGGUGGACUAUGCGUUCACCAAAUAACGUCUAACAUGAGUGUGCUAGCCGACGCGGUGAUAAUGCUUGCGUCGGAGAUAAUAUUCUUCGCCGGCGGAUGGGUGUUUUUUGUGAAGCAAUUAUUCAAGAACUACGAAAUUCAUCAAGUCCAGGUGCAACUCGUUUUCGCCACAACCUUCGCGCUGUCUUGCACGAUGUUUGAGCUGAUAAUCUUCGAGAUUCUGGGAAUUCUGGAGUCAAACUCGAGGCUUUUCUACUGGAGACUUGGCCUGCUGCUGAUGCUUCUGGUGCUCAUCAUCUUCAUACCAUUUUACAUGUCGUAUUGCUUAGUGAGCAAUCUGCGUUUCGUGAAAACGGCGAGAGGACUUCACAUCUUGUCAUUCUUAUGCUGGCUUGCUUUCCUCUACUUAUUUUGGAAGGUGGGAGAUCCAUUCCCGAUUUCUUCUCCGAAGCACGGCGUUUUUUCCGUGGAACAAGGUAUAUCACGAAUAGGAGUUAUCGGCGUGACUGUGAUGGCCUGUUUGUCCGGCUUUGGUGCCGUGAACUACCCUUACACAUCCAUGGCUUACUUCAUGAGCCCGGUGACCGCUGCUGACGUUCAGUCAAUGGAGAAGAAGCUCCAUCACACAUACGACAUGAUCCUUACGAAGAAAAAGCGAUUGGCUAUUGCUGAAUAUGAUACAUCAGCGAACGACGGGCGUCAGAAUGGUCCCUCAUCUUUCUUCAGCAUGAUCAAGAACGUUGCUGCGACGAAAUUUGACGACACUUCGAAACUGAGAUCAGAAGUACUUGCUUUGGAGGAGUUCAGCAGACGGCUGUUCUUGGAAGCUGUUGACAUGCAAACAAUGCGGGAACGGAUCGAAUGGGCGAAGACUUUCCGCGGGAAAUAUUUCAAUUUGAUGGGUUACUUCUUCUCGCUCUACUGCAUGUGGAAAAUAUUUAUUUGUAUGGUGAACAUCGUGUUCGACCGCGUAGGGAAAGUUGAUCCGGUCACACGUGGGAUCAGUAUUGCUGUGAUCUAUUGUGGCUUUGACAUUGACGUGACUUUUUGGUCACAGCAAAUCUCGUUUUUUCUCGUGGGCUGCAUCGUCGUGACGUCCAUCAGAGGCCUUCUCAUUACACUGACGAAAUUCUUCUACGCAAUAUCCAGCUCGAAGUCGUCAAAUCUCAUCGUGCUGGCCUUGGCGCAAAUCAUGGGAAUGUACUUCGUGAGCUCCGUAUUGCUGAUGAGGAUGAACAUGCCCGCGCAGUAUCGCACCAUCAUUUCACAAGUACUGGGAGAGCUGCAGUUCAAUUUCUAUCACCGAUGGUUCGACGUGAUAUUUUUAGUGUCCGCCGUGUCGAGCAUAGGGGGUAUAAAAGGAGUUUCAUCCGAUCGAGUCCCUCGCAUGAAGGCAAUUGCCGAACAUCUCGGUCAAGGUCACUAUGAUAUUGUCAUACUUCAAGAAGUUUGGGCUGAAGAAGAUUUUUGCCGUCUGCGAGAUGGCUGUCGCAAAGAACUACCUUACGCUCAUUACUUCUACAGUGGAGUGAUUGGUUCAGGAAUGUGCCUAAUAUCACGAAAACCUUUCGAGUGCUCAAUGUUUCACCAAUGGCCGCUCAAUGGCUAUUUUCACAAAUUGAUGCAUGGGGACUGGUUCGGCGGGAAAGGUGUUGGCCUCUGCCAGCUCAAGUGGAAUGAUUUUGUCAUAAAUGUAUAUGGGACGCAUUUACAUGCGGAAUACAGUUUCCAUGCCCCAGAAUACGAAGCCCAUCGAGUCGUGCAAGCUUUUGAGUCAGCUGAAAUGAUUCGUUUGACCAGCAUGGGGGCGGAUCUGGUCAUUUUCGGCGGUGAUUUCAACACGGAACCGGAUGAAUUGGUUUAUAAAAUGAUGAAGGGUGCAGUGCCGUUGGUGGACCCUUUCAAAGUUCUAAACCCCGACCCCAGUGUGCGGAAAUUUCAGAAGGACGAAAAGGAGAUGGAACCCACUUGUUACGUUGUGUCAAAUUCAUACACGCCUGUGAUGGCCAAAGAACAUAAACCGAAAGGCAUCCGAUUAGAUUACAUUUUGUAUCGGACCGGGAAAGGAGCAGAGGCAACUCCCUUGUCGUAUUGCCUGCCGUUGCCACCUCAUGUUCCCGAUCAAAAAUUCAGCUAUUCUGAUCACGAGGCUGAACCAUUCGAUAUAGCCUCAGAAGAAAGGAUUCGUUUGCUAUCCGAAGGUAGAGAAAUCUGUAUGAAAGCGUUGAAGGACCUGGAUUACCGCGACCGCAUGUACCAGAUGUUCGUGUUCGGGCUCAUCACCGUCAUGUGGUAUCUUUCCGGAAUUCAAGGCUCAUAUUUCAUCGCUCCGAUCGCCUGGGUGCUGUGCUUCCUUGCUUGUGUCUAUUUCUUUUUUAUGUGCGCGAUCGGAACUCGCAUUGAACGACAUGCCAUUAAAGCUGGAUACUUGGCCAUGUCUUUGCGAAGCCACGCGUCUGAUGACCAAUUGAACUGUGAUGGAGGUGAUCUUGGUGUUAUUUGCGAUGAAGUGGACGCGAAAAGUUGA
This is a messenger RNA of Notodromas monacha, 2733 nucleotides long. Lineage: Eukaryota; Metazoa; Arthropoda; Ostracoda; Podocopida; Cyprididae. The record is from the annotation of a GenBank genome assembly.